Trametes versicolor FP-101664 SS1 is the source of this 618-nucleotide messenger RNA. RefSeq lists its product as uncharacterized. The transcript is spliced from 2 exons. NCBI's taxonomy places the organism in Eukaryota, Fungi, Basidiomycota, Agaricomycetes, Polyporales, Polyporaceae. The coding region runs from base 1 to 618 and encodes 205 amino acids. The record is from RefSeq and is a predicted model, not a curated record.
AUGUGCAGCGGCCCCCACGCCUCGCGUCCGUUCGACUUCUUCUUUGUCCAGACGGUCGAUUCGGACAACCAUUACGUUCUGUGUAUCCCCAUGGACCCCCCGGAAGCCCAUCCCGUGGACGACGACUCUGAAAUUGAUGUCCUGCCGGUCAUCUUCACCAUAAUCGGGCAGAUCGCGCCCGAGGAGUGCUUCCUCACCACGGCCGGAGAUGAGCGGGAGGACCGUCCGGAUCACGCUCGAGGUGGGCCCCUUGCUUCUUGCUGGAUGGAGUCGCGCGCGGACCGCAGCUCCUGCUUGGAGUGGCGUCAACUUCCGUCGGCUAUCGAGCACGUUGCAUCGGCCGCUGUCGCCGGGGAGCCCCUUAACACCUCGCGUGUUCUCCGCUUUGCCCCAAACGAUGGCGCGGUGCAAUUGCGUGUGCGAUUCGUUCCAAACAGUGGCGAGCUGAAGGACACUCUGCCGGUUUUCGACAACGACGCUAACACCCGCUGUGCCCCUGACUCUGCCGAUGAAAUACCGUUCAACAAACCUUUCCGCGCCAUGUUUACGCUGGAGUACGUUAUUGAAGGGACUGAGAAGUAUUUGUUUGCUGACUUGUUCUCCCUGGACUCGAUCUAA